UCAAAAAGUCGCGUCAAGCCGGGUAGUCAUGGCGGCGCCCGUACAGUGUUGGAGGUGGCUGUCCUCUGGCACCUCAGUGGCCGUCGCAGCGCUUGUCAGCCGCAUGAUUGACAGAGCUUGUCGCAUGAGGGAGCGCAGCAGCAGCAGGUCCUCGUGGUUGCUCUUGGCUCCUUUGUUGGGAGAGAUGCGACACUUGCCCUCUAUGUCUCCGCCACAUAAACCCAUAUCCGUCAGCCAUCCGAGUAUCCGGGAGCAUUUCAGCUGGAUCUCCGAGGAGCUGCCUGCUUUCAAUAUUUCGGGGAGCCAGGUCUGCGUUCUCCACUCGCCUGCCGAGUUCUACCAGGUCAUGAAGGAUUCUGUCAAGUUGGCUAAAAGAAGAAUUGUGAUGGCUUCUCUUUAUUUGGGGACAGGCCCGCUGGAACAGGAGCUAGUAGAUAGUAUUCAAGCAGUUCUUGAAGAAAGUAACUCUUCUGGCCUCCAGGUGUCUAUUCUUCUAGAUUACACUAGAGGAUCCAGAGGAAAGAUCAACUCUAGGACAAUAUUGCUUCCUUUACUAAAGAAAUUCCCACGCCAGCUACGAGUGUCGCUGUAUCACACUCCUGAUUUACGUGGCCUUCUUAAGCUGCUUGUUCCUGAACGCUUCAAUGAGACCAUCGGCCUGCAGCAUAUUAAAGUCUAUCUUUUUGACGAUAGCCUCAUCAUCAGUGGAGCAAAUCUCAGCGACUCGUAUUUCACCAACCGACAAGACCGUUACAUUAUGCUAAGAGACUGCAAAGAGAUAGCUGAUUUCUUUGCGGAGCUGAUUGAAGCUAUUGGUGAUGUGUCUAUGCAGCUUCAACCUGACGACACCGUGUGCAUCCAGGAAGGUGCAGUGCAUCCGUUCAGAGGGAACAGGAAGGAAUUUUGUCAAGCAGCUAACAGAAGAAUAAUGGAGGUUGUAAACACUGCCCGUGCCUUGAAGUCUAAUAAAACUGCUGUGGAGAAUAAGAGUUUAAGAGAGAGCGUGGAGAAUGACCAGUUGGACACUUGGGUUUUCCCUUUAAUACAAAUGAAACCAUUUGGAAUCCGUCUUGAUGAGCGGGUCACAAAAAGGCUGCUGGUGGAGGCUGCAGAUGAUUCUCGUGUCUACCUCACCUCGGGCUACUUUAACCUGACCCAUGCCUACCUGGACCUAGUUCUUGGCACAAGGGCAGACUACCAUAUCUUAAUGGCAUCUCCUGAGGUCAAUGGCUUCUUCGGUGCCAAAGGAGUCGCUGGUGCUAUCCCAGCUGCCUAUGUUCACAUCGCAAAGCAGUUUUACGACCGAGUGUGCCAGCAAGGUCAGCAAAACAGGAUUCAGCUACUUGAGUAUUUUCGUAGUAACUGGACAUUCCACGCCAAAGGUCUCUGGUAUUAUUUGAAGGAAACUGACCGGCCCUGCCUCACUUUGAUUGGCUCUCCCAACUUUGGCUAUCGUUCUGUCCACCGAGAUCUGGAAGCUCAGGUUGCCAUAGUUACUGCAAACCAGUCUCUCCAGGCUAAGCUACAGCAGGAGCAGGAGCUGCUUUAUGAAAGAGCAACUGCAGUGUCGGCCUCCACCUUUGAGCGCCCAAACCGCUAUGUCAAACUGUGGGUGAAGCUUGUGACGCCCCUCAUCAAGAAUUUCUUUUAGCUCUUCAGUGAAGGGUCGCAUUCUCGGCUGAGCCCGACAGUUUGCACACUGAUGAAGAACAAGUGACGAUCAAUCUGGAAUGACCUGUGAAUGACUGCUUCAGCGCCGAGGCUCAGGUACUACAACUUUGCAGCAGUAGCCCGUGUCACUUUUUUCAAAGUGUCAUUCAUUUGCAAAGCCAGCUAUUAAAACAUUAGAAAUUUGAAAAGCAGCAAGUAAAAACAACUUAAGACCUUUCCCUGGCUCUCCGACAAGUGCAGAUGCAGUUCAUCCUCAGAGCCCUCGGUCCAAGAAGAUGAACAAGUAGAAGAAGCGACAAGUCGAAAAAGAGACGAUGUUAACGGCCGGACAGAUUUCAGCUUGACUGUUUUUUUUUUCCCUGUAAGAUGUGAUUGAAUCUUCUUGCCUUUGAUUGUGAAUGUGUGUUGUACAGUGCUAUGUAAAUAAUGGACAAAACAAUGGAUGUACACUUUAACACUGCUUUGUCCUCUGCUGUGUUUUAAAACCACAACGUUCAAUAACUUCUCCUGUUAUUAUUAAAUAGUUGAAAAUGUGACAUUUUAUUAAACAUAUUAAAAUAUU
Molecule: messenger RNA, 2233 nt
Organism: Polypterus senegalus (gray bichir)
Lineage: Eukaryota; Metazoa; Chordata; Cladistia; Polypteriformes; Polypteridae
Product: CDP-diacylglycerol--glycerol-3-phosphate 3-phosphatidyltransferase, mitochondrial
Exons: 10
Coding region: 29-1651 (540 amino acids)
Biological process (GO): cardiolipin biosynthetic process
Cellular component (GO): mitochondrion
Molecular function (GO): CDP-diacylglycerol-glycerol-3-phosphate 3-phosphatidyltransferase activity
Source: RefSeq, a predicted model, not a curated record